GCUGUGAGCGUACGGAGAAGGAGCGGUCGACCGGUUGAUUGGUCAACCAAGGGGGGGAGGCUCCCGAAAACCACUGGCCAUCCCUUACGUACGACGGCCCAUGGAGAAAACCAUGACGAUGACUGUCGUCCACCGAUUCGCGUACCUCGCUCUGGUUUUUCUUUUGAGUUCGAUAGACGGGUAAAGAGGGAGAGAGAGACAUCAUUCUUUUCUCAACUCAAGUCGAAACUGUUUGAGAAAUCUUCGUUGGUGCACAUCCUUCUUAAGCCGCAUUUUCCUCUCGCCGAGCCGAAGAACCGGGCCAUGUCGAGCACCGCCGGAUUCAUGAUCCCCUGCAAAGCGGCGGUCGCGUGGGAAGCGGGGAAGCCGCUGGUGAUCCAGCAGGUGGAGGUGGCUCCGCCGCAGGCCAUGGAAGUGAGGAUGAAGGUGAAGUACACCUCGCUAUGCCACACUGAUCUUUACUUCUGGGAGGCCAAGGGGCAGACGCCAUUAUUUCCUCGCAUUUUUGGCCAUGAAGCUGCUGGGGUGGUGGAGAGUGUUGGAGAAGGGGUGUCAGAUGUUGCAGUUGGGGAUCAUGUGCUUCCAGUGUUCACAGGGGAGUGUGGAGAAUGUAGGCAUUGCCAGUCUGAGGAAAGCAACAUGUGUGAUCUGCUAAGAAUCAACACCGAGAGAGGGGUUAUGCUUAGUGAUGGGAAAUCUAGGUUUUCCAUAAAUGGUACACCAAUAAAUCACUUUCUGGGCACGUCCACUUUCAGUGAAUAUACAGUUGUUCACGCAGGCUGUCUAGCAAAGAUUAACCCUCUUGCACCUUUGGAUAAAGUCUGUAUUGUCAGUUGCGGCGUUUCUACGGGAUUAGGAGCCACAUUGAAUGUCGCGAAGCCGAAACAAGGUUCUUCUGUUGCUAUAUUUGGUCUGGGAGCUGUCGGCCUAGCUGCUGCAGAAGGUGCUAGAAUUGCGGGUGCAUCAAGAAUAAUUGGAGUUGAUUUGAACCCGAACAGGUUUGAGGAAGCCAAGAAGUUUGGAGUGACCGAAUUCGUUAACCCAAAGGAUUACGACAGACCUGUUCAACAGGUUAUUGCUGAAAUGACUGAUGGUGGUGUUGACAGGAGUGUGGAGUGCACUGGCAACAUCAAUGCCAUGGUUUCAGCUUUUGAAUGUGUUCAUGAUGGAUGGGGUGUGGCUGUGCUGGUCGGAGUCCCCAACAAAGAUGCCGUUUUCAUGACAAAGCCCAUCAACAUUCUCAACGAAAGAACGCUCAAGGGGACAUUUUUUGGGAACUACAAACCUCGGAGUGAUAUCCCUUCUGUUGUUGAUAUGUACUUGAACAAGAAACUGGAGUUGGAUAAGUUCAUCACUCACCGAGUGCCUUUCUCCGAAAUCAAUAAGGCUUUCGAUUUGAUGGUGAAGGGAGAGGGCUUGAGGUGCAUUAUCAAUAUGGAGGACUAGGACUGGUGUCAGAUGCUAAUAAAUAAUCUCUACUCAUGUUAGUGCUAAUAACUCAUCUUUGUCCGUUGUGAGAUAAUGACAUUUAAAGAACGUGCAGCUAUCUUUUCCCCUUGUCAUUUCCCAAUUCUAUGUCUUAAUACAUCUUGAUAACAUUACAUCCCAGAUUAUGUUUGUUGCGACUGAGACUAGAAUUAUUACUGCUUGACUG
Messenger RNA from Eucalyptus grandis, 1654 nucleotides. Its product is annotated as alcohol dehydrogenase 3. The coding region runs from base 304 to 1446 and encodes 380 amino acids. The transcript has 10 exons. Gene Ontology annotation, molecular function: S-(hydroxymethyl)glutathione dehydrogenase [NAD(P)+] activity; zinc ion binding. Gene Ontology annotation, cellular component: cytosol. Lineage: Eukaryota; Viridiplantae; Streptophyta; Magnoliopsida; Myrtales; Myrtaceae. The record is from RefSeq and is a predicted model, not a curated record. Gene Ontology annotation, biological process: formaldehyde catabolic process.